AUGGCUGAAUUUGAGUAUCACGAGGAUUUCGAUUGCGAAGAGGCCGAGGAAGAGACAGUCCAGGAAUUAUUAAAGUUUGGUAUCUAUGGAGAGCAAACAACUCUCGAUGGUAUAGUUGAGGCGGCCGAGAAAAAUUUGAAUGACACUAAAGCUCGCGUUGCAAAGCUUAAAACGUUGCUCGGCGAUGAAGAGAACACAGGUAAGAAUUACAUUAUGACCUAAAACUAUUUUAUUAUAAUUAAUGUUCAACAGUUUCACUGCUUUCUGUUUCGCGUUUCAUGCGCAAGAUAAUUAGUUUUCCUGUUGCUAUGCAACCGUCUCAUUAUUAACUCCAUCGCGAUUUCAUUCGCGCGCGCAAACAAUUAGUGUUAAUUAGUGCUACAGAGCUUUUGAUUAGCGACUCCGCGUAUACAAGGAAUAAAAUGUUUUCCAGUUCAUAGCAAAAACAAUACUAAAUAUUUCUUUUAAUUUUUGUAAUGAUUUAUAUUCCUUUAUUCACGUUUAGGUAAUCAUCGUGGUGCUGUUCCGAGCAAGACUGAAGUUAAUAUGAACGAUGUAAAUAUUUCUGAAAAUGAAGACACAACUUCAGUGCACGAUUCUCCACAUGACAUUGCUGGUGAAAUAAGCGAUCCUAGAAACAAAGACCUUGACUUGCCAAAAGUUGAGAAAAGUACUUCACAUGCAAUGCCUGAUGGGGAACCUUCAAAAGAAACAACAGUCGAUGUCUCUCUCCAAACACUGGAAGCAUCUCACCAUGACACAGGAGGCGAACACAAACCUGCUGUUCCUUCAAAUACAUAUAUUCCUACGACGUCGGUUCAUGGUGGCAACGAGGCAACAGUCGAUGUCUCCCUCCCAACCUCAACAGAACCUCAUAAUAAAGAAGUGCAGAUUCUGCCUGACGUAGAAAGCAAGCACCGAUCUGUUCCUGAUGGUUCAAGCAAGGAUAGCGAAGUGGAGACAGUUCUCGUGUCAGACAAAGGAGGCGAGAUCAAAUCCAAUGAUUCAAAUUCAGAAAACAAGCUCCCUCUGACGUUGAUUCUUGUUGACGCACAUGGUGUAGAGAACCAGUCUUCUGAUGUUGAGGUCUGGAAGGAUGGCUGUCCAUUACCAUCAAGUGGG
Molecule: messenger RNA, 1122 nt
Organism: Paramuricea clavata
Lineage: Eukaryota; Metazoa; Cnidaria; Anthozoa; Malacalcyonacea; Plexauridae
Source: the annotation of a GenBank genome assembly